This is a messenger RNA of Dunckerocampus dactyliophorus (ringed pipefish), 1527 nucleotides long. RefSeq names its product centrosomal protein 43 (gene cep43). Gene Ontology annotation, biological process: microtubule anchoring. The transcript is spliced from 12 exons. Lineage: Eukaryota; Metazoa; Chordata; Actinopteri; Syngnathiformes; Syngnathidae. Gene Ontology annotation, cellular component: centrosome. The record is from RefSeq and is a predicted model, not a curated record. The coding region runs from base 362 to 1378 and encodes 338 amino acids.
CGUCAUCUUGUUAGGCUCAAAGUGCAAAGAGCUGAUUGUUUCUUAUCUCAUUGUUGUUCUCUAAGCAGCACCUUGUCCAUAUGGUAUAAAGACAACACAAGGUGGCGCUGGAGUCUUUCCUCUUUUCCACGUAAUUUUUUAUAGCGGCCUUUAUUUUAGUUUUUUAUAUAAUGUUGUUCUCUUUUUAAAAAAAAACCGCUUCAAGUGUUUCUUUUUCAUAACGAGGACAGAUUGGAUUUCUCUUCGCUCCGCCAACAGGUGGCGCAAACAACGCCAUAACGUUUAUCGCGUAGAGGAAGACUUCACUUCCGGGUUGUUUGUUUUUGUUAUUAGCACUUAGCAGCUGGCAACCUGUGUAACGAUGUCUGCCGCAGAAGACGACACGGAGCUGAGGGAUCUUCUCAUCCAAAACUUGGAGAACAAUGGAGUUCUAAACAAGCUCAAGGCGGAGAUGAGGGCAGCUGUGUUUCUGGCGUUGGAGGAGCAGGAUCAACUGGAGAACAAGACACCGCUGGUCAAUGACAACCUGAAGAAAUGUCUCAACACCAAAGAUGGUCGUCUGGUGGCCAGUCUCAUUGUGGACUUCCUGCAAGUGUUUCAUCUGGACUUCAGCCUGGCCGUCUUCCAGCCAGAGAUCAACACGCUGAGUGGUCUGGACAGUCGUCAGCAGCUCUGCAGUGAGCUUGGCCUGCCGGAGGCGGAGCUUAACACUAAUUCUCCUCUGCUGCUGGAGCUCGUCAGACGAGGGCGACACAAAUUCACGUCCAUCAUGGAAGCUGAGGUGGCAUCGGGCGAGAACAGAGUCACGUCUCCACCUGUCAACAAGGUCGCCAUUUCCGGUGGCGAGGAGGACGAGCAGCAGGACUGCAAACCCCUUGUGGAGGCGGACAGCAGGACCUUGUCUUCAGCUCCAGACCAGUGUUUGGAUGUGGAGGAAAACGUGGAGGACCACCAAGACGAAGAUGAUUCCUUUUUUGAUGACCCGCUGCCUAAACCUCAGAAGACCUAUGGCUGGCAGGUGGACACUGGUGGCAGCAGACAGCGUCCAGAAGUCUCGCUGUCAGAGGCGGAGCAGACGCCAGGAGGAGGAAGCGCAUCGGAAAGGAGCUCGUGUCAGAAGGGAUUCCGAGACCAGAAGGUCCACUGCAAAGAGAAUGAAGGCGGGUCGCUGAAUUUAGAAGACGACAUGGAAUACAACGACGACGACUUCAACAGCCAUCGCUCUGACCACUACAAGAGCGAGCUGAGCAUCAGUGAGGACAUCGAGGAAGUUUCCAUCGAGGGACCUGACAACAGCGACAAGGAGGACACAGUGGACCUGAGCGUCUCUCAGCUGAGCCAAAGCCAUGGAGUGGACUACAUGGAGGAGGUGGCCUGACCUUCUUCCUCUUGUAUAGUUUUAAUACGCUAAUAAAUAUUAUCAUGUAACACCAGCCUCUCAUCUUGUAGCAACAGCUUCAAAUUGUCAUGUCUAUCCAGCCACCAGGGGGCGCUAUGUGCCAAUGAAAGCAGUCAUAAGCAGUGUUG